UACGGCGGGGCCGCCCGGCGGGUCCGCCAUGGACCGGCGGAAGAAGCCGCUGGACGUGGCCGCGUCCUCGCUGGUAGAUCUCAAAGCCGAACUCUUCCGAAAGCAAGAGGAAUUCAAGAAAGAAAAGCUAUUGAAAGAUGCCGGUGUCUUUGCAAAGCCCAGAACCUCUAAUAAGAAACCAAGCAUCUGGACCAAACAAAACACAGGAGUUGCAAAUCGAGCCUCGAAAGAUGUUGAGCAGAAGACAGAAGAGCAGGACAUAUUGGAUCAAUCAAGGAAGAAGCUAGAAGAGAAAGCAAAGCUGUAUGAGAAGAUGACAAAAGGCGACUUUCCAGAUGAAGAAACUGAGGAUUUGUACCUGGUGGAUUUCACUCAGAAGAUCAUCGACAAAAGGCACGAAGUACAGGAGCUGGGUCAGAGCGAAGCUGCUGGAAAGACUUCAGAAAGGGAGUCAGAUGAUGAGGAGACUCAGCCUGACGCAGACAUUCCACCGCCCGAGGACCCGGAGGAAGAAUGGGUUGAUUAUGUUGAUUUCUUGGGCCGAUCUAGACGCUGUAUGAAGAAGGAUUUGCCAGGUCUACUUAAAAUGGAUCAGGAACUUCAAGGGAAAAGACAAGAACCUGAUGGAAAUACUCUGUUAUCUGAAGACAUGAGAAGAGAACUUCAGAGGCAGCAGUGGGAAAAGGAAGAAGAAGAAGCCCUCAGAAAACCCAUGGGACCCAUACAUUAUGAGGACAUUCGAGAAAAUGAGGCCAGACAGCUUGGUGUUGGUUACUUCGCCUUUUCUCGUGACCAAGAACUUAGGCAUAAACAACGGGCAACGCUGGACAUGCUGAGGGAGCAGACACUUGAUCAGAGAACUAAACGCGAGCAGCUAAAAGAAAAGAGAAAGGCAGCUCUAGACGCGCGGCUGUCCAAACUUCGAGCACGGAAGGUUAAAAAGUUAAGGGAAGCAGGCUUAGAAGAAGAGGCAUUAAAACUGGAGAACGGAGAGGUGAAAGCUGUUACCGAGGAACCAGAACCUCCAAGAGUUACUGCAGCAAGCAGGAAGGUGGAGGUUGUUAUCCAGGAGAGAAGAGAUACAAAGCCUGGCGUGCCCUACGUCCGAGAGUGGGAUAAAGGCAAAGAACUGAUGUUUGGACUAUGGGAAAAGAAACAGGAAGAACUUAGAGAUGAGCGAGAUCCAGAAUUUGCACCACCUUCUGAUUACUUUUUGGGACAAAAGAAAGAUGAUAAUUACCGAAGUCGGAAUUUGAACAGUCCUGAAACCUCCUCUGAAAAGCCAGAAACAGAGAGAGCACAGAACCAACAGAUGCCAUCGGUGCAGGGCAGCGGCAGCAGCGCUGCUUCCGACAGCAGUGUCCAGGAUAAGGCAGCACCAGCAGAGGCCUCUGGCCGUGACACUCAGGAGGUGUCGUCAGGGGAGGAUGACAGCAGCGACGAUGAGGACAGGCUGCCACCGGCACAGGGUUAUGGCUACGGUGCCCGAGCUGUGCCGCCGCCAAUGCGGGCUUACGGCUACGGAGCCCGGGCUGUGCCGCCCUCCAUGCCGGCAUAUGGAUACGGCGCUCCCGAGGUGCCAUUUCCAGUGCAGGCUUAUGGCUACGGCACGCCAGGGAUGGUGCCACCAAUGCACGGGUACGGCUAUGGCGCUCCCGAGGUGCCCUUUCCAAUGCAGGCUUAUGGCUACGGCACCCAGGAUGUGCCGCCGGGAAUGCAGGCCUGUGGCUGUAGCAACCAGGAUGUGCCACCAGGAGUACACAGCUGUGGCUGCAGCGCCCAGGAUGUGCCACCAGGAAUGGAGACCUGUGGCUGUAUCACCCAAGAUGUGCCACCAGGAAUGCACACCUGUGGCAGCAGCACCCAGGAUGCGCCGCCAGGAACGCAGGUCUGUGAGUGCAGCACCCAGGAUGUGCCACCAGGAACACACACCUGUGGCAGCAGCACCCAAGAUGUGCCACCAGGAACGCAGGCCAGUGGCUGCAGCACCCAGGAUGUGUCACCUCCAGGGCAGACCGACAGCAGUGACACCCCAAAGCAGGAACCACUUUACCGAAGUUUAGAUGAUAUGCUGUCUUAUUACAGACAAGUGACUUGAGCUGAGCAGAAAGAUAGGCAAGAACCAUGAUCUAAAGAACUGAAAUAGAAUUACCUGCUCAGCAAGAGCAUUAUUUUCCCACAGGUGGGAAAAAAAGUUUCUGUAAGUUGAUCACAAUAAAUCUCAUGAAAACCUAAACUAUUUUACAUCACAGUUGCCCUUUUUCCCUGUUGAUACUUUUUAUUCUUCUCUCUUCACUAAAAUUAUGUGGGGUUUAUGGGAGUACUUAUUUAGUUUAGUACAGGUUUAAUUUUAACUCUCUGCCAUUUACACCUGAACUUUAGGGUAUAUUAAUGUCUUUCUUUCAAAAGGUAAACUCUUCCUUUGCUCUGUUGCUCCCCAGCUGGCUUCUGCUUUGGAGGUCCUGCAAUUUCAGUGAUAUCUGUAGAAACAGUAUGGAAAUGGCAGGCUGCCAAAUAUAGAAGGAUUUUAGGAAAUUUGUUACCUAAUUAAUCUCCUGCCUCUAGGAAGUGCAAAAUAUUAUCUAGUGAACAGUGGGGGUUUGCAUGGUCGUAAAUGGCUUCUGCAUUCCUGAGGUUUGUAUGUAGCUCAUAAUUCUGUGCAGCGUAUUAGAGUGGAGAGAGGCAUUGCAUAAAUCGAUAAAUAAUGAUGGUUAGGCUAAAAAUAAACACUUCACUGAAGCAAAAGCCUUGACACCUGAAAUUACUGUCUUACUGCUUUAGAAAAUGCUCUCAUAAUUCUCCAAGUGCAGUUUUCUUUUAUCAGCCAUUAUAUUUAUGGCUUUAUUUCAUUUAAUACUUUUUUCCCCAAACCUGUGAUAUUUGAGUCAUGUAUAAAAGCAGAUCAACCUCUACCAAAAAGAAUUUUAUUUCAGAAUCAUAGUAAAUAAGUAUAAUACUUGCCAUGUAGAAGAUAUUUAUUUCUGAAGGUAAUUUAGAUUCUUCCACUUGUAUUUUAAAACCUCAUACAAGGAUAAGACCUAGAAAAGCAGGCUAGAACAGGCAAUUUUGUAGACUGUUAAAGGGCAGUGAUAAUGUCAAAAUAGUGAACAGUUGAAUGCAACAAUGAACUGGCCAAAGAGACAGAGCUGAUGUGCUCUUCUUGUGUGAUUCAGCUGGAUCUCAGGCUGCUCUGCAAAGACUGGUGAAGAAUGACAUGUUCAAGGUGACUGAGCAAGCUUAGCAACAUGCAGAGCACAUUCUCUGUCCUCAAACUCCGAUUUAGCCUCAGCUCCUACAUCACAGGCUUUUGCACUGGAAUUUGCCUAGCAGGAGCAGUACAUUACAAUUAUUUAUUAAUUAAGUCUCAGAAUCUUAUUCUGAAGUAAGAGAAUACCAGUUGCUCCAUUUUGAAGAAAACUAGAAUGCAAAAGGUCUUACAGAAGGUCACGAAGCAAAUCUGUGGCAGAGCAGAAGUUCACAUCCAGUUCUCCAGGCUGGCUUAAUUAGUACUAGAGAAGCUUCCUCUUUGAGACCUCCCAUGAAUCAGUAUCUGGAAGCCAUUCAGAGCAGGGUAUGAUUUCCUUAGAGCUGAACUAACUCUAAAGAGUGGGAAGAGUCCUUUAAAACAGUGGAGCUUGACUUGAAAUGAUUAUGGCAAUUGUAUCCUUCAGUGGAUUUCCCUGCAAAGAAUAUUUGCGUUUACUCUGCCAUUUUAAUUUACACCCAUUUCCUACUGCCUUUUGGACUUUGUUUUUUCUGUACCCUUCAGACCAUCAUUUUAUGUAUAUAUGUGAUUUAGGAGUUAUAUUGUCUUUGCAUUAGUUUAACAUUGAGCUGGAGCUGCAGUAAGGAAUUAAAUGCCAUUUAUUACAUAGCAUUAUGCAAAAAGAUACAAUCAAACUGUUCCUUUGUUCAGCUUCAUUUCCACAGCCUAAUAUUAAACACAGGAGGACUCUUGGCCAGGAGGGCAGUUGAAUGCCUACAUUAAAGUAAAGCCUAUUGAGAACAGCUCUGCCACAGCAGAGAUCUGUCACUUUGCCAUUUGGUCUUCUUCCCUCUUGUCUUGAUUUUUGGCAGAAAGGCUUUUGCAUAUUGUCUCAUGCUGUGGAACACACAUCUCUGUUCACUGUCCUCUACU
This is a messenger RNA of Myiozetetes cayanensis, 4138 nucleotides long. RefSeq names its product coiled-coil domain containing 174 (gene CCDC174). The record is from RefSeq and is a predicted model, not a curated record. The transcript is spliced from 11 exons. Gene Ontology annotation, cellular component: nucleus. NCBI's taxonomy places the organism in Eukaryota, Metazoa, Chordata, Aves, Passeriformes, Tyrannidae. The coding region runs from base 29 to 2098 and encodes 689 amino acids.